Molecule: messenger RNA, 1071 nt
Organism: Doryrhamphus excisus (bluestripe pipefish)
Lineage: Eukaryota; Metazoa; Chordata; Actinopteri; Syngnathiformes; Syngnathidae
Gene: cyb5d1
Product: cytochrome b5 domain containing 1
Biological process (GO): cilium movement
Source: RefSeq, a predicted model, not a curated record
AAAAAUUUGGUGUCCGGUAGAAAGUUCGUGAAAGGGGAUAUCACGUUUGCCACGUCACACGCACACACUUUGAUUUUUUUUCGGUUUCCCUAUCUUUCUCUACAUAAUACAUUAUUUUGAUACAGAAAGACGUCAUUAGAAUACUUAAAAUAUAUUCGGUGAAGUCAAAAGACUCUUGUCAUGUUGACAAAAACGUGACAUUUGAAUGUGCCGUCAUCGAAUACGGCUUACUGUGAUAUCAAAGGGCAAACGUCGGCAUCGAACCCCGCCCAUUGUUGUCAAGGUAACCUAACAACAAGACCAUUACAAAAUCUAAGCGCAAGUAUUUUUUUUUUUCGACAAUCCGAAGUGAUGACGUCAGUCAGGCCACGCUUUUUCACUCCUGCUCAAGUGGCGGCUCACAACACAUCAGCAGACCUGUGGGUGUCCUUCCUGGGCAAAGUGUGUGACUUGACCCCCCUGAUGAAGCAAUACGAGGGUGAUGUUCUGCUACUGCCCAUCUUGGAGUUUGCAGGAAAGGACAUAAGCAGCUGGUUUGACCCCGAGACCAAAGACGUGUUGACCUUCAUCCAUCCACUGACCAACUGUGUGAGCUACUAUACUCCCAGAGGACGAUUCGUGCACAUUCCCCCUGCCGUGCCUCGCUCUGACUGGGCCAGUGACAUUGAUCCAUCCUGGUGGAAGGACCAGCGCUACGAGGUGGGCCGGUUGUCAUCUAAAACCAGGUGGAUACGAGUCAUCAACACGCUGACAUCACAGGAGCAGAGACUGGAGGUGUGUUCUGAGGAGACGUUGGCUGAAAUCCGGGAGCGUUACCUCCCCUACAACUCGCACGCAUGUAGCUACACAUGGAAACACAACGGACUGAGUCUGGACAUGAAUAAGACACUAAGCGAGAAUAACGUCCCGGACGAUGAUGUCAAGCUACAGCUGCUACGCCUCGACUGCGACCUCUUCACCCCCGCCAUCCUCCUGCACUUUAAUGAUGACCUCACUGAAGGGUGACCUCUCACAUGAGUGUCAACCUGUUGGCAAAGUUGUGUAAAUAAAGAGUGUGUGUAGAAAAAUAAA